AUGGUUUCCUUUCAUCCAUUCCUAACUGCUUCCCGUUCCUUUGAUCGAUUCCCAUUGCUUCCCUAUUAUUUCAUUCUUUCCCAUUUCACCCAUUCUUUCCAUUUUUUCUAUUCUUUCCUACUAACACAGUGGGACGUCGUUCUCUCCAACACCUUGAUCAAAACCGGUCUUGGUUUCGGAGGAGGUGUCUUGGCUUCGGUGCUCUUUUUUAGAAGAAGAGCUUUCCCCGUUUGGUUGGGUGUUGGUUUCGGAUUGGGAAGAGGUUACGCCGAGGGAGAUGCCAUCUUUAGAUCCAACCACGGCUUGAGAACUAUUAAGGCUUAG
This is a messenger RNA of Meyerozyma guilliermondii ATCC 6260, 324 nucleotides long. RefSeq lists its product as uncharacterized. Lineage: Eukaryota; Fungi; Ascomycota; Pichiomycetes; Serinales; Debaryomycetaceae. The record is from RefSeq and is a predicted model, not a curated record. Bases 1 to 324 code for a protein of 107 amino acids. The transcript has a single exon. Gene Ontology annotation, cellular component: mitochondrion; mitochondrial inner membrane; MICOS complex.